Messenger RNA from Epithele typhae, 405 nucleotides. RefSeq lists its product as uncharacterized. NCBI's taxonomy places the organism in Eukaryota, Fungi, Basidiomycota, Agaricomycetes, Polyporales, Epitheliaceae. The coding region runs from base 1 to 405 and encodes 134 amino acids. The transcript is spliced from 5 exons. Gene Ontology annotation, cellular component: P-body; spliceosomal tri-snRNP complex; U6 snRNP. Gene Ontology annotation, molecular function: U6 snRNA binding. The record is from RefSeq and is a predicted model, not a curated record. Gene Ontology annotation, biological process: mRNA splicing, via spliceosome; P-body assembly; nuclear-transcribed mRNA catabolic process.
AUGCUGCCACUGUCCCUACUGAACGCGGCACAAAAUAAGCCGAUGCUCGUAGAGCUGAAAAAUGGCGAGACAUUCAAUGGGCACCUUGUCAACUGCGACAACUUCAUGAACAUCACGCUCCGAGAGGUCUACCAGACGAGCGCGGAAGGCGACAGGUUCUGGAAAUUGAAGGAAUGCUACAUUCGGGGCAGUACGAUCAAGUACCUGCGCGUCCCAGACGCCCUCCUCGACUCCGUCAAGGAGGAGCAGAACCGUGCGCGAGAAGCCGGCCGCGGCGCGAGAGGAGGCCAUGUCGGCGGUCCCGGCACUCGUGGUCGCGGUGCGCCCCCUCGCGGACGCGGUGGCAUGCCCCGUGGGGCAGGCCCGAUGCGCGGCGGAGGCCGCGGACGGGGGAGGGGUAUGUGA